AUGGCUUUUGGAUCUAGAAGGAAAAUCAAGGCCAUUUUGGUCGCUGCUUCUGCUAUGGUCUUUAUUUCUCUACUUGGAACGUUUGGAUCCGACUCUGUUUACGAGAAGAUCAAGACCUUUGAUGUUAGCUGGGGUUCGAAUGUGUCCGGUGGGUUGUCAUCCAUGCUGCAAAAGAAGAAGACUGUUUUAUAUGAUCCAGAGAACAUCAAACAAAUUCCGUACAGUACCAUCCAAAAACUUUACGAUCACGAAUUGGAAAGCGUGACGAACAUCGACUGGAGCCAGUAUGCGUACGUGAAUUAUGUCGCAGACAAGAACUACGUGUGUAGUUCCAUGAUUCAUUUCAACAGGUUACAUGAAAGUGGGACCCAGGCCAAGUUGGUCAUGCUUGUAGCGAAGGAAUUGACCGAGUUACCAGAAGACGAUUCAGUUACCAGAAUGUUGGCCCAAUUCAAGGAAAUCUCAGAUAAUUGUAUUGUGAAACCCGUUGAGAACAUUGUCUUGAGUCAAGGUUCCGCUCAAUGGAUGACCAGUAUGACCAAAUUACGUGUUUUUGGUAUGGUUGAAUACAAGAGAAUUGUGUACUUUGACAGUGACUCCAUUAUUACGAGAAACAUGGACGAGUUAUUCUUCUUACCUGAUUACAUCCAAUUUGCUGCUCCUGCUACCUAUUGGUUCCUAAAUGAUAACGAUUUACCACAGCUAAUCGAGGAUAAUAAGCAAAUCGCUUUGGCCAACAAUCAAACCGCAGAAUUGACUGAGAUUGAAGACAUCUUACAACAGAAGAUCGACGACUCCGAGGAUAUUUACAACUUCUUGCCAAACUUACCAAAGAGAUUGUACCCCAAGUCCGACAACGCAAGAAUCGAUUCUACAGACAACACAUAUUUCAAGUACGCGGCCACGUUGAUGGUGAUCAAACCGGAACAAGAGAUGUUUGAACGUCUUGAACAAGAGGUCUUACCUAAAUAUUUGAACACUACAAACAAAUACGACAUGGAUCUUAUCAAUAUCGAAUUCUACGAUUUCAACGGUACUGCAGAGGCACAAAAGAAAUUGUACGAUCAAUCCCCACAAAGUUUCAAACCCUCGAUGCUGGUGCUCCCAUUCAACCAAUACACUCUCUUGACAAAAACUAUCAGAGAAAAGAACAGAGUGAAAUUACUCAGUAACGAUAUGCUUGGUUACGAGACGAAAAAACCUACAGAUUUCAGAGACGCUUCUUAUUACCACUUCAGUGAUUCUCCAAUCGGGAAACCAUGGAAAUACAAAGGUCUAGAAGACAUCCCAUGCAACCCAGGUGAUUCUGAAGAGAUCUGUAACGCCUGGCACUCUAUUUUCUCAAACUUCUGGGACGGAAGAGCUAAAUAUUGUGUUGCUUGA
Kluyveromyces lactis is the source of this 1383-nucleotide messenger RNA. RefSeq names its product glycosyltransferase family 8 protein. The transcript has a single exon. Bases 1 to 1383 code for a protein of 460 amino acids. Gene Ontology annotation, molecular function: glycosyltransferase activity. The record is from RefSeq and is a predicted model, not a curated record. Lineage: Eukaryota; Fungi; Ascomycota; Saccharomycetes; Saccharomycetales; Saccharomycetaceae.